Molecule: messenger RNA, 1104 nt
Organism: Dujonia railenensis
Lineage: Eukaryota; Fungi; Ascomycota; Pichiomycetes; Serinales; Debaryomycetaceae
Source: the annotation of a GenBank genome assembly
AUGACUCUGCCGUUCAUUGCUGGGCAUAGAGGGUUUAAGGGGAAGUACCCCGAAAAUUCCUUUUUCGGCUUCGAGAAGUGCUUCCAAACCGGUGCCACAUUGAUUGAAACAGAUGUGUGGAUAAGUGCAGAUAAUGUGUUAGUUGUCUCACACGACGUCAAUACCAAAAGAAUCUUCGAGACUCAAGACCAUCAAGUCGCAGACUAUAACAUCCUUCAAACAAGUUAUCGAGAUAUUUUGCAACACUUGAAAAUCAAGGGCACAAAUGAAGAUUUGCAUUCGUUUAAAGAUUUGUUGUACUGGUUUUCCAGCUAUAACAAGGAGCAGUCAGACUCCAAACAAUUUAAUAGAAUAAUGCUAGAUGUGAAAAGACCAAAUCCAGCAAAAGUUUUGAAGUAUAUGCUUCAAGAUAUGCUUGAGGUCAACCCUAAUAUAGAUUACUGGAUUGACAGAGUUCAAAUUGGUAUUUGGGAUUUGAAGAAUAUAAAAUAUUUAAAUCAGGAGCCUGUGUUUGCUGAAGUGUUCAGUAAAGGUGCAAAACCUAUUGAUAUCUUGAACAUUUCAGUUUCCUGGACAGAUUCUUUGCAUUAUAUUCAGUACAAUAAUUAUAUAGAUCAGUUGAGCAAAAAUGAUGGAAAAUUCAGAUUCAAAAUCACUGGUAUAUCAUUGCUUUACCUUCUGACUUGGUCCAAGGACUUCUUGACAAAGUUUAUGCCUCUAGUCAAGUUGAACGAUUUAAAGUUUUACUCGUGGACUAUAAACAACAAGUUGCAGUUUGAUUACCUUUGGAAGGUGGGAAAGGUUUACGACAUAAAAGAAUUUGGCUUGAUUUCAGAUAGACCCGAUCAAAUGGUUGAGUAUAAAGAAAAGCAUUCAAACGACAAUGAACAGAGUAAGCUUCUUGAUGCUAACACCAAGAUUGACAUAUCAUUCUCACAAUGGUUUAUUCAUGCGCUCUUCAGUAGAUUUUUAAGAAAAAGAAGGGUCACUGAUGAAGAGUUGGAUUUUGGUGGGUUUGUCGAUGAUGAGAAAGUUGUGAAGUUACCAGUCGGGAAGGUUGCUAUAUUCAUUUUCCAAUUCUGCCAAAAGCUUGGUAUAUUUUAG